Messenger RNA from Salvia splendens (bonfire salvia), 1214 nucleotides. RefSeq lists its product as uncharacterized. NCBI's taxonomy places the organism in Eukaryota, Viridiplantae, Streptophyta, Magnoliopsida, Lamiales, Lamiaceae. The record is from RefSeq and is a predicted model, not a curated record. The transcript has 4 exons. Bases 58 to 648 code for a protein of 196 amino acids.
CACAAUUCAUCAAUCCCUCUACAAGCGAUCCAAUCGAGUUUCUUAUCAAAAGGUGUGAUGGCAGGAGGGAAACGUCCAUGGGAUGGUCGUGGUAGCAACAAUUACAGUGGAGGCCAAAGUGACUCCCCGAGCCAGAAGUUUCAAAAGGGGGAACGGUCUCGCAGAAUGUGGAUUCCGCGGGAGGAGAAAAUACUUGCUGAAACACUUCUUGAGCUGGUUGCGAGGGGCUGGAAAUUCGAUAACGGUUUUCGAAUGGGAUACCUCAAUAAAAUAGAGGACGACCUUCGUGCAGAGUUGCCCAAGUGUGACUUGAAAGGCACCCCACAUAUUACAUCAAAGAUCUCCGCCUGGAAGAAUAAUUACAAUAGUCUAAGAGCUAUAUUGGGGAGAAGCGGCGUAGGUUUCAAUACCGACGGUGAUUACAAGAUUGAUUGCAAUGAUGAUCAAUGGGAUCAAAUUGUGCAGGCAGACAAAGAGGCUCGGGGCAUGCGCAAGAAGUCGUGGCCAUUUUGGGAGACAUGGAAAAUCAUAUUUGGCAAAGACCGAGCAUCUGGUCGAGGUGCAGAGCAAGUAAAUGUGGUUGCAGCCCGAGUAAAUGCCCACCUUGCGGAUGCAAGUCAGUCUAACGAAAAUUACUACUACCCGUAGUUUGAAGAUUUUCCUGUUGACCCAGCAACACCAGUGGCUGAUAUCCCUGACAGCCACGACAUUACCUCCAGACAAAGUGGGAAACAAGCCUCUACCACCAAGACUAGUCCAGAGAUUAGCAAAAAUGGAGGCGGUGAUUAUGCUCUGAUGGAGUACCUCGGGAACCUCCAUGACGAAACAAAUGCCCGCUUGGAGAUGAUUGCCGGAAGGAUAGGGUAUGAAUUCGAUAUGGGGAAAAAGAGAGAAGAAGUUUUCGAUAAGCUUGGCACUAUUGAAGGACUCACUCUCAAGCAACGUUACGAGUUAUGCAAUAUCUUAGGAGACAAACCGCAACGGUUGGAGGUGUUCAUGGGAAUGCCCCCCCAGCACGAUUUGGGUACGUGCUCCUUCUCAUUGAUGAGAACCAGAAGGGGGGUUGAAGGAAUGUGCUGCUUUACUGGUGUUGUGGUCUGGUUAUUUUGUUCCUGAUGACAGGCCAUUGUGUUUUGGUUUAUAUUUUGUAUGCUACUACUAUGUUAUCAUACUCUCUAUAUUAGGCUUAUGUGCACCCUUUGUUUUUGAAGUUA